This is a messenger RNA of Funneliformis caledonium, 476 nucleotides long. The record is from the annotation of a GenBank genome assembly. Lineage: Eukaryota; Fungi; Glomeromycota; Glomeromycetes; Glomerales; Glomeraceae.
GAAAAUUUCUUGUCGAUCUUCAAAGAAAGAAAUUGAUCAAGAGAGUAAAAAAUUUGAGGAACCAACGCGCACCCCGGGCCGAACGUCAUGAUACUCAUCCUAACGCGGUGAUGGGCAUUAAUCAUCACCAAGGUUGCCUGUCGCUUCUUUCAGACAGGGGAGUUGGCCGCGGUACCUGGCCCAAGUUACGAGCUAAUUUGUAUGGACCUUAUCAUCCUAUGGAAAAAUUGGAAGCCGAACAAUUUACUCAACUGCAAUGGUUUAACGGCAAAGUCAAAAUGUUGUUACGAAUUACAACCACUCAUAUUACGUUCGACCUCUUAUUCAAUGAAUUGGAACUCGCUAUAUUAUGGAAUCAGACAUUACCAACUCCACCUUCAUUACUUCAACCUUUUCCACAUCCUUCUCCGCUUACUUCACCUGCUACGACAACAUCACCACCACAAAUAUCACCAUACUUAAUCCAAAAAGCAUGA